CGCAUCACAGGCUUGACACUGGAGCUCACUGGACGUUACGUGCUUGCCUGCUUGCUUACCUGAAUACACACUACCACCGCCGUGCACAUCUGCGUACACACAUACUACUUAUAUAUACAUCUAUCAACAUACACGGCCGCGUCAUUCUACUCGUCUGUUGCGCGUCGUCAUCGUACACACGUAUCGCGAGCUGCACAACUCCAACCACGUCGUGACUAUGACUUCAACCUGCUGUUCCUCCAUAUUCCUAGUCCAAUAGCCACUUUCCCCUACAAUAGCAUGGCUUCGCUCCAGACUCUCCGUGUCGUGAACGGCGUGUCUAUAGGCCCGUUUACUAUUGGAGCCUCUAUCCACCACGUCCUCGGCCGCGUCAAGACUGACCCAGCUGCCUGGCCCAAGAUCCACGUCAAAUACUCAACCUCUGAGCCGCUGCUUCACCCUAUCGUUGUCGAGCUGCCCGCCAACGGUCUGCGCCUGAACUUCGAUCCAGCCGAGCAGCGGCUACGUUUCAUCGAGGUUCUAGACUUCAGUAAGGUCCGACUCCAGCAUGGCGAGCAUACGAUCAACAGGUUGCCUGCCGGUAAUGAUGAGAUUCGCGCCUUACCCACUGCCACCGCACAGGCCGGUCCCGACUUCAAACAUGUGUACAAGGAGUUUGGGCCCUCGAACCCGGGCGAGUACGUAGGCGACGACGGCAAGGCAGGCACGUAUUGUAUCUCCUUUAAGGAGGGCAUCGCAUUUCUGUUCCCCAUCACGGCGCCAGAGGGCUUCUCGAAGCUGGACUUUGUGCGCCAGGUCGCCGUGCUUGACUCGAGCGCGUGCGGUCCCGCUACGGCCAUGGUCGUCUUCCGCGGUCGGUCUUGGCCGCUCGCCCGCCGCGACAUCUACACGGCCGACCUGAGCGACCUGCCGCUGGCACCGGGUGCAACGGGUGGUAGGAGGGAGGGCAUGCCCGCCGAGACAGAGCUGGCGCGCGUGCGGGACCGCGGCCGUGUUGAGCUGCUUCGGCGAGACGUUCCCCCAUUCAUGAUUCGGCUCGGCGAGACAACCCAGCAGGACCUGCUGACCGAACUUGGUCCUCCAGACUCAAUGUUCAAGCAGGACCGAAGCAAGGCCGUCGGCGGCCGUAAGCGCAGGACCAGCAGCAUGAGCUCGCGCCGGUCCGGCCUACAGCUAGAUGGACACGACAGAACCGGUGGUUCCGGUCGCGCCCUGAGCGAGACGGACAGCUCCGAUGCGUGGAGCGAUGAGGACGAGGACGAGGACGAGACGGUCGUCAACGAGGCGGAAGAAGACGCAGACGUCGGCACGUGGUGGAACUACUACAGUCACGGCAUCGACGUCCUCAUCGCACAGGCUCACCAAGUGCCCGCGCGCUCGCCCACGGCGCCGCAGGACGACGAGAACGAUGUGGAAGAGCCUUACCGCAACGUGGCCAUUGCACGGAACCACCUUACCGUAACCAAGAUAUGCAUCCACGGCAACAUCCCCGGCUCGUGGCAGUUCAACCGGCACCGUCGGCUGCGCUGGACGUUGGAGUCGUGGCCGCUGCCGGAGCACGCGCAGGCGACGUUCGCGCCGGUUCCGGACGGGCCGCGCCCGCUCACGUCAGAGACCAAGUUCCGCGACAUCCAGUCGCACCUGCGCGCCGUCUUCGCCGACACCUACGCCUCGCCGCUCGAGGAGGCAGAGCAGCAGCAGCCUCAGGCCUUCAACCGCGACUGGGGCGAGAACGCUUGCUUGGGCAACAGCGUCGAGCUGCUCGGCGGCUUCGAGGACGGCGGGUCCCGCAAGCGCGGCGCUUCCGCGUACGGCGCCGAGUCCGAGUACGUCCGCUUGGGCGAGGUGCUCGUCUACGGCUUUCCCGGCCUGGCCUUUGAAGUGCUAAAGAACGGCUGCGUCGCUUGGUUGCAGGUCUGGUAGGAUAAGGAUGCGGGACACGGGCUUUGGCGCGUUGGUCACGGGCAGACUGUUUGAAUCGAUGCAUUCGCGUGGCGGCCUUGCUCUUAUUUUGUUUGAUUUUUUUUUAAUUUUUUUUUUCACUUUAGGGACGGCGUCCGUGGAUACGUGGGGACGAUUUAAGUUUUUAUCUUUUUUUUUUUUAUUUCUAUGAAGGUGGGGAGAGAGGGUUCCUUACUGCCCAUUUUCUUAUCCUCACGAUAUGCUGCACGCGGAUGACGUUCAAUUUUUUUUUCUUCUUGUGCGAGACUUUCACAUUCGACGUCUUGACUUUGCGAUGACUCACUAGAGAGCACUUGCCGACCUUCGUUGGGCUUAGAUGGGAGUACACCGAGACGACCUGCACAUACAGCAUGCAUUACUCGAGACCUAUCAUACCGUUCACACUUUUCUUUUGGAUGUCUCGUCUUGACCUGUUCAAACCCCUGUAUCACACUGCUGUUUCCAUGUACGUGGUAACAGCGUAGCGUGCGUAAGAUUACACAUUCGUUGACUGGCACUAGGCCGUCAGGAAGAAGAAGAAGAAGAAGUCUAUAUACAAAUGAUUUGUG
Molecule: messenger RNA, 2510 nt
Organism: Verruconis gallopava
Lineage: Eukaryota; Fungi; Ascomycota; Dothideomycetes; Venturiales; Sympoventuriaceae
Exons: 2
Coding region: 280-1923 (547 amino acids)
Biological process (GO): Golgi to plasma membrane protein transport
Cellular component (GO): trans-Golgi network
Source: RefSeq, a predicted model, not a curated record